UGAAAACGAAAUUUUAAGAACUUUUUUCAGUUUUUUAUAAAAUUUAUUUUUAAGUUUAAAGCGCAAACUAUUUUCAAACUGUCAAAAUAAUUCAAACUGCGCAUAACUCCUAUCAAAGCGCAAAGUAACCGGCGAGUCACGUUUCAAUAUUUUGUUUAUUCAUCAUUUGUUGUGAAAUUCUUAAAAAUAUAAAAUUCUGUAAAAAUGGAAAACAUUAAAAUUACCUCAGAAGAAGAUCCUCGUGAAAUAAUGAAUUCAAAAAUAACCAAUCUGUUGACUUCCGGGGUCCAUUGUGAUGUUACUUUUCUUUUGAAAGAUGAAAAAGGAAAAUUUUCAAAGAUAAAAGCUCACAAAUUGAUUUUGUCUGCUGCCAGCGAAGUGUUUGAAACAAUGUUUUAUGGCGAAGUAGUGAAAAACAACGGAGUUAAGCAAGAAGAUCAAGUGGAAAUCAAAGAUAUUUCUGCUUUGAUCUUUCAAAUGUUGUUGAAUUUCAUCUAUGGAAAGAAAAUUGAGUUUCCCAGUUUUCAAACCCUCGUUGAAUUUUAUGGGGCUGCUCAUAUUUACAUCUGUAUGGAUGCCAUGAACUUCGCUUCUGAGGCAAUGCUGAAAACAUUGAGUUUUUGGAAUGCUCUUCCUUUUUUCGAGACUGCUGUUUUGUAUGACCUUUCGUAUUUGAAGGGUAUUUGUAUCGAGGUGUUCACCCAAGAAACAAGCAAUAUACUAAAAUCUUCUGAAUUUUUAUUCGUGAGUCCUGAUAUUGUCAAUUUCAUUUUUAAACUGAAAAACAAAAUUUUGGAUUCGGAAUUGGAUCUCGUUUACGCACUCGAACGAUACAUUCAUGUCAAUAUGAAAUUUGACACUCAGAUUGAAGAAAAAGUUCAACCAGCAAUAAAUUCCAUUGAUUUUUCGGCUUUACCUACAGAUGAAAUCGUUAGAACAUCUUUGCUUACGACAGAGGCGAAAAAGGACUUGAUUGAUGGGAAUAUUAAUAAUGAUUUGUCUAAAGUAGUUCCUUCCAUUUCAAUAAGAAAAAUGGCUAGAAAAGUACAUGCAGUUUAUUCGGAAAAUUACUGUGCUUUAUGUCCAAUUCAACGUAAUCAUUCACCUUGGGAUUGUUAUCAUAAUUCGGAAUGGGCAGAAAAGAUUCUCGAAAUUUAUGAAAAGUACAACCAUACUUUCGUGAUGGAUUACAAAUUUAAUGAUCUAAAAGGAAUUUAUGAAUUAUAUCGAGAAUAUUGUAACUUUAAUGAGAAUUUGUAUUAACACAUGUAAGUUUUCAAUAAAACUUUGAAUUUGUCAAAAAA
Culicoides brevitarsis is the source of this 1304-nucleotide messenger RNA. RefSeq names its product BTB/POZ domain-containing protein 6-B-like. Gene Ontology annotation, biological process: neurogenesis. The transcript is spliced from 3 exons. Gene Ontology annotation, cellular component: cytosol. NCBI's taxonomy places the organism in Eukaryota, Metazoa, Arthropoda, Insecta, Diptera, Ceratopogonidae. The record is from RefSeq and is a predicted model, not a curated record. Gene Ontology annotation, molecular function: protein binding. Bases 205 to 1263 code for a protein of 352 amino acids.